CUUAGUUUACACUUUGCACAAGGGGGAAAUAAAGCGAAGAAUGCGAAAAAGGGACUGAAUGAGAGGUUCUGUGUUGCCUUCGAUCCAGAUGAAAAAGUCAUUUGCAUGGCGGCCGCAACUGAUGAGAGAUACGGUGAUGUCUAAGUCAAGGUCACGUCCAGCGUUGAGAAGACCAACAUGGAUCCUUGCAUUGGUUUCGUUCAUCUGUGUUUUUCUGAUACUUGCCUACUUCUACUCUCCGAAAAACUCUGCCUCCUGCAAUCUGUUUUCUUCUAGUGGCUGUCUGUUUGGAAGGACUCCCCCUAGCCCUGCAAGGGAGCUGACCGAUGAUGAGACUGCAUCGGAGGUUGUAGUUAGGGAGAUUCUCAAGACACCUCCUCUUCAAUCCAAGAACCCGAAAAUUGCUUUCAUGUUUUUGACUCCCGGAACUUUGCCUUUCGAGGAGUUGUGGGAAAAUUUCUUCCAAGGCCACGAAGACAAAUUUACCGUUUAUGUACAUGCAUCCAAGGAAAAACCAGUACAUGCGAGCCGGUAUUUUGCUGACAGAGACAUACAUAGUGAACAGGUCGUUUGGGGAAAAUUUUCGAUGGUUGAGGCAGAGAAGAGACUUUUGGCAAAUGCACUUUUAGACCCCGACAACCAACAUUUUGUCUUGCUGUCUGAUAGUUGCAUACCACUGCAUAACUUCGAUUAUGUAUAUAACUAUCUCAUGUACACAAACGUCAGCUUUAUCGAUUGUUUUGUUGAUCCUGGUCCGCAUGGAACUGGCCGGUAUUCAAAACAUAUGUUGCCUGAAGUUGACAGGAGCAAUUUCCGGAAGGGUUCACAGUGGUUCUCUAUUAAGCGGCAACACGCAAUUGUCAUGAUGGCGGACAGUCUAUACUAUACAAAGUUCAAGCUUUUCUGCAGGCCAAACUUGGAUGGACGCAACUGCUAUUCGGAUGAGCAUUACUUGCCAACCUUCUUCAAUCUGAAAGAUCCUGGUGGACUCGCGAAUUGGUCUGUAACAUAUGUCGAUUGGUCUGAAGGGAAGUGGCAUCCAAGAGCGUUCAGAACUCAGGAUGUUACUUAUGACCUUCUUAGGAACAUCACGUCCAUUGCUGAGAGCACGCAUAUUACAAGCGAAGACAAGAAGCGAAUUCUGAACACUCCGUGCUUGUGGAACGGGAUGAAGCGACCGUGUUAUCUAUUUGCCCGAAAGUUCUAUCCAGAAACACUGGGGAAACUGGUUCAGCUUUUCUCCAAUUACACAAAAGUCUAAAUCCUUUUUGGUUUUUUGGCCAUCCAAUUGCUUCCUCAGCAGCUCCAGGUCCUGGUAUGUAUGUCUUAUAUGGGUUGGAUUGGCGGGUUGAGAGGCUGCUGGCUGUUCCUGUAGAUUGUUUUGCCUCCUUUCUUUUUUUUUUUUCUUUUUUUUUUUGUUAUUUGUGUAUUUUAAAUUACUGAAUUUUACUGAAUUUUGAAUGAGAUUGCAUUCAAUUUCAGGUUUCUUUUUACUUUCUGUAAAAUUAAUGAAAAUUUGGAUUUAGUUUUGAAAAAUGGUGACAUGUGUAGUAAGGAUUAAUUAUCUUAGUUCGCGGGUUUGAGUCGUGGAAACAACCUAUUUGCAAAGCAAAGGGAAGGCUGCAUACAAUAAUCGUUCCUUCACCAACCCUUGCAAAGCAAGGAGCCUUAUUGGAUUAGGUUCAGCCCCU
Messenger RNA from Pyrus x bretschneideri (Chinese white pear), 1691 nucleotides. Its product is annotated as glycosyltransferase BC10-like. The transcript has 10 exons. The record is from RefSeq and is a predicted model, not a curated record. Gene Ontology annotation, cellular component: membrane. The coding region runs from base 59 to 1261 and encodes 400 amino acids. Lineage: Eukaryota; Viridiplantae; Streptophyta; Magnoliopsida; Rosales; Rosaceae. Gene Ontology annotation, molecular function: glycosyltransferase activity.